Molecule: messenger RNA, 11076 nt
Organism: Corapipo altera (White-ruffed manakin)
Lineage: Eukaryota; Metazoa; Chordata; Aves; Passeriformes; Pipridae
Gene: SYT10
Product: synaptotagmin 10
Exons: 7
Coding region: 68-1636 (522 amino acids)
Biological process (GO): calcium-ion regulated exocytosis; regulation of calcium ion-dependent exocytosis; cellular response to calcium ion
Cellular component (GO): membrane
Molecular function (GO): clathrin binding; syntaxin binding; calcium-dependent phospholipid binding
Source: RefSeq, a predicted model, not a curated record
CGCGGGUCGAGCGCGGAGCCGUCCCGCUCCGGCCAUGGCCUAAGCGGGAGGGCGGCCGGGGCAGAAGAUGAGUUUCCAGGCGGAGGACGGCGUGGGCAGCCUCUGCCACAAGGCGCUGCAGAUCAUCUCGGAGCUGUGCCUGGGCGGGCAGGUGGAGCGGGAGAAGUGCGCUGGCAUCUUCCCCCUGGAGACGGCCCGGCAGGGCAUCGGUGGCACAGACGUCUCAGUCAGUCUGUUAGCAGUAGUUGUCAGCUUCUGUGGGCUCGCCCUGCUGGUAGUCUCGCUUUUUGUCUUUUGGAAGCUGUGUUGGCCCUGCUGGAAGAGCAAACCUCUCACUUCCAAUGCCAGUAAUGUCCCACAGAGCAACUCCAGUGCUCCUACAGAGGUUAUGGAGACCAGUGAGAAAAAGGAAGUUAAAGAAAAUGGGAAACCUACAACAAAGGUACUUGAAGCUGCACUGAAAAUUAGCCACACUUCACCAGAUAUACCAGCAGAGGUCCAGAACGCACUGAAAGAGCAUCUGAUCAGACAUGCUCGCAUGCAGAGGCAGAUCACUGAGCCCACGUCGUCAUCAAGGCACAAUUCUUUCAGGAGGCACUUGCCAAGGCAGAUGCAAGUGUCCAGUGUUGAUUUUAACAUGGGGACAGAUCCGAUUUUGCAAAGGGGAGAGACGACAACCAGCAUUGGGAGAAUAAAACCAGAACUCUACAAACAGAAGUCUGUGGAUUCUGAUGGGCAACAAGAAGAUGUGAAAACAUGUGGAAAACUUAACUUCACUCUCCGGUAUGAUUAUGAAAAUGAACUUCUGGCUGUCACAAUUGUCAAAGCCUUAGAUCUGCCUGCUAAAGACUUCACAGGAACAUCCGACCCCUACGUUAAGAUUUAUCUGCUUCCAGAUAGGAAAAAGAAGUUUCAGACACGAGUUCACAGAAAGACAUUAAAUCCUGUCUUUGAUGAAACCUUUCAGUUUCCUGUAGCCUAUGAUCAACUCAGCAACAGGAAAUUGCAUUUCAGUGUUUAUGAUUUUGACAGAUUUUCUAGACAUGACAUGAUUGGGGAAGUUAUUCUUGAUAACCUUUUUGAAGUCUCAGAUCUCUCCAGGGAAGCCAAUGUAUGGAAAGACAUCCACUGUGCCACCACAGAAAGCAUAGAUUUGGGUGAGAUCAUGUUUUCCCUUUGUUAUUUGCCUACUGCUGGGAGAAUGACAUUGACAGUCAUCAAAUGUAGGAAUCUCAAAGCAAUGGAUAUAACUGGAGCAUCAGAUCCCUAUGUCAAAGUGUCACUGAUGUGUGAGGGACGAAGACUGAAAAAACGGAAAACCACCACAAAGAAGAACACCCUCAAUCCCGUUUAUAACGAGGCCAUCAUCUUUGAUAUCCCUCCAGAGAAUGUGGACCAGGUCAGCCUCUCCAUUGCAGUGAUGGAUUAUGAUCGAGUAGGGCACAAUGAGGUCAUUGGGGUGUGUCGGACAGGCAUUGAUGCUGAAGGGCUUGGAAGAGAUCAUUGGAAUGAAAUGUUGGCUUACCCACGUAAACCAAUAACUCACUGGCAUCCACUAGUGGAGCUACCUGGCCGAGCAACCAGUUUUGAUAGCCAGGGAUCCUGUUCAUCACCAAAACCUCCACUUACGCCCUAAGGAACAAGAGUGGAUUCAUCAUGUUCGGUGUCCAAAGCUCCCUGUCGUCUACAUAAACAGAAGGUUCGGCUUCCACAGAUGAACUGUAUCCAUAUUUUUUUAUUAAGAUACAUUUUUCCUAUUCUAAGUCUUAUUAUGCAGUUUAUAAUAAUUUCUUAAUGUAUGAGUGAAGCUGACUCAAGUAAAAUAUAACCCUUCCUUGUGCAAAUUCAUUCACCUAUUUUAUUGCUGGCAUGUAUCCAGUGUCAUAGCCAAGCACUGUUUUGAUAUGACCUGUAUCUUUGCAUAGACAAAGAAAUCAGAGAAAAAAAAAAUCCCUUAAGCAAUUCAAAAGUACUGCAGCUUGUAACACCUAAUUCUUUUGAGGGAGAGCAAAUAGUAUAUAUAUAUAUAUCAUAUAGUAAAUUUCUUCUAAAUUGCACUAAAUCCUGAGAGACUUUGCAAGAUAGCAUUCCAAACUGAAUGUUGCAUGAAAAAACAACUGUUGUCAUGUUUUGAGUGUAAAAUCAGCUCAUUCCUCGGGCAGGGAGAAAGGGCUGAUCAAAAGUCCACCAAAGCCAAUGACAAUGACCUACUGGCUUUGCUGGGUUUUAGUUCAACCCUUAUGGAACAGGGACCAGAACUGGAUCUAUGCAGUUAUAAUCUUCCAGCAAUCACAAUGCCGGCUGCCCCUUGUUAUCCUGUCCAGCAAAGCAGCCAGGCAGGUGCCCCCAGGCAGGUGGCUGCCCUCAGGAGAUGGUUUGCUUCAGCUGCCCAGUGGCUGACGAAGAGCUGUUUGGGGUGUCUCUGUGUGGCACUGACAGUCCGUGUACGGGUAUCGCUGUGGAAAGCUAAUGUCUCUGCAGUGAGGUGUGUGGAGGUGGAUGCAGCUCCACAAGGAUGUAGGUGUCUCCUGAUGAGGUGCAUCCAGCCCCUCAAAACAGCCCAAUUGUUGCUGACAGUCCUUGCUUGAUGUUUACACAAGUCAAACUAGUGUAAACUAGGAGAGAAUGCUCUGAAGUAAAGGAGUUGAUUUAAUGUGUUUUAUCUGUUCAGAAAAUUGAACAAAUACUGCUGUUACCCAGAACACUUUUCAGAUUCUAUGGUUUAAUGUGAUAGAUUUAGAUUACUUUGAAGUUAUUUUGACUGUGUGCAUAGUGCACGUGGAAUAGCUUCUGUUCACCUGCUGGAUAUCUCUAGAAUUAUAUACUAAAUAUGAGUUUGAGAUAUGUUUUCUGUCAGUAUAUGGAGAGAGAAAUUGAAAUGUAGCUAUUUUAUAAACUAGUAAACUCAUUUAUUAGAAUACACAGUGACAGCAAAUGCAACAAACUGUUGGUUGUAGUCAGAUGCUUUAAAAAUUAGAAGAGAACUACACAUUAUUUUGUAAAUUUAUCUCUUUUAAACACUGUAGUUUACCUCAAUUGGAUAAAUCAGAUAGUUAUUUCCUUUUCUCUUUUUACUAUUUUUUGUCUUUCUGUGAAGAGCAUGGCAAAGACUGCAUAAUUGGGUCUGAGAUUUUGAAAGCUGAACUGUAACUAGAAAUAAGUUGAGGUAGUGGCACUUUUUGUAUCUUUGCAAUAUAUAAAGAAAACUGAGGAGAUAGUGUUUCCCAAAACAGCAUUUUUACAGAAAAAAGGUGUCAUACAGAGGAUUGGGUUAAUAUAAUGAAAGAAAUUAUGAGAAUUAAUCUAGAUAUGAAGGGAAAAGGUAGUUUUGGCAAAAUUCUGAAGAACUAUUUUGGUUUGGUUUAGCCUGGCUGACACAGAAUAUAUUUAUGAAGAUCCAGUCCUAAGGCAGUCAGUCAUGACUUGAAGUGUCUUAACUGCUCCAGGAAAGUUAGGAAGGCUGGUCCUAACAUUGUAAGUGUUUCUAAGUCAAAAAAAGGAGGCGGGUUUUACACCUUGCCUUCUGUGACUACAAACACAGCAAACAAGGAAAUAAAUACAAAAAUCAAUCUUUCAGACAGACUUUACAAAUUAAUUACAAAAAAAAAAAAGAUAAAAGCAGAAAAAAAGAAAAGGCUCGAACCCAAGUUUAAGAAUGUUUGUUUCAGGUUGCUUUUCAUGGCUUCUAGGCAGAAAUGGUUUCUCCCAGAGAGGGUUGGUAAUUCUGAACACUAAUUCUCCCUGCUUAAGAUUUCAUCACCAUAAAUACAGAGUGGCCUUGCAGAAUUUCAUUCCUUCAUUUGCUCUGGGUGAGUAAUUUUUUUAACAGGAGAACAAGCUCUCCUCUGUGAGCUUUUUCCUCCUAUCAUUAUCUUCAUGAAAUUCUGUGCCCUAGUUCAUUUUCAACAUGAUUCUGCAAGGUUGAUAUAGAAACAGAUAUAUAUAUACAUAUAUGUGGAGAUUGAAAAACUAUUUUGUGUAUACAUUUAUCUUAAUAUAAAUUAUAUUAGCAGUGGCCUUUGUGGCCUAGAAAAUACUUUUUGUAAUGUGGUACUGUAACAGUUAACUAAAUAUUCUUUGCACUUUUUUGCACCUAAUAUCCAAAAAGCUAACAAUUUCAUGAUCAAAUGUAGCAUAAUUGUUCAGCAAUGAGCAACAUAUUUUUAACUAUUUCAUUGUUCUCUCUGAGUAUUCUGUAUGUUUCAUCAUAGGUAGGAAGGUAUUUCAAAAUUCUUUUUCUUAAAUUUUAAUUGUUGUCAAAUACCAAAGGCUCAGUUUGUGCCCUCUUGUUGUGUUAUUUUUGAUAUUGUUAAUAACAAUAGUGAAUGACUUCUGUGUCUAAACUUGAUUGAUGGGUGCUCUGCAUCUAGGAAAAAUCAGGCUGCAAAAUUAUUGGCACACCUAAUUUCAAAGAUGAUGCCCUAAUAAAUUAUAUUUAGUCCCUUAACGGCGAUUAAUAGAAUUCAUGCAGAAGAUAUUUUUUCCCAACUGCUUUCUUAACUAUCUCAAAAGACAGAGUAUACACUCAGUAUAACCAAUCUAUUGGCUUUAGAGCCUGGUUCACAAGUUAGUCUGAGUGUAAUCACAGAAGCCUUGAGGAAAAGCUUAGCACAGUUUAAGUCAAGAAAUGUGUUGCUUUACGUAUAUCUUUAUUAAGAAAUUUAAAAUAUUUUAAUUUGGAGAAGUUGUAAAUUUCCUACUCCCACCCUGAAUUCUUUUUUGAUUUUGUUGUUGCUUAUCCACAUUUCUACCAUAUCUCACACAUUAGUCUAAAUUGAGAAAAAUGAAAUCUGGCAAAUGUUUGGUGUAAAAUAUAUUGUAGUAAUUUUACAACCAUUUGAAAAGCUUAGUUUCGUAAAAACCUGAAUUAUUUUUAUUGAAGCAGUUUACUGGAAACAGCAAGAGUACUUAAUAAGAAUUGUAUUUAGCAUGGCAUAGCUUUUUUAUGCUCAAUAAGAUGCUCAAUAAGAUGUCAGUCACUUACUGCACUCCAUGACCUCAACUUUAGGUGACAGCAUUGCACACUUCUGCUCAUAUGGCCCUUCUCCUCACCCUCCCAGCCAGCAACUACCCCUAUCCCCACCAUCUUUUGUCUAUACUGAACUUCUGUUCAAGGAGUAAAAAACUGACCCUUACUUUUGUCUGCAGUGCUCAAAACUGAGUCCUGGCCUUAAAAAAUUCGCAAUAUGAAACAUGUGGGAUCUUGACCAAAAGGUGAAGAAUGCACCACUCAUUUUCAAAGAGCUGUCAAGGAAGUAACCUCCUUUCUCUACAGUCCUUUGUGAGCAUCAGACAUUCAUACAUCAGCAACCUUGCCUGAUGUUCUGCUUUGAACAAGCCCUUAAAGAGCAAUAUACAUAUCUCAGGGAUGUGUAUAUUGGUCAGAGACAGAUAAAGUGGUCAGAAAUUCCGCCGUAAAAUUUUUUCUUCAGUAUAUGGAAUUCUUUGGACUUCUUGUGUUUAAGUGACAAAACUAUACAUUUUUCUUAAAGAAUCCCAACCACAUUCAAUAUUUUUGAAGAAAAUGUUGAGCAAACAGGGAAUGUUUCCGUUGAGUUGAUUUUUUCCAAGGGGAUAAGCAAUCACUUACCUAAUUUCUUUCUAUGGAUGCAUUUUUGGAGCAAUAUUAAGAAAACUUUGGGUUUCAAAAACAAAGACAUUUGAUCCAUCCUUUUCUCCUCCUUCUUUGUUUUUUUUUAAUUGGCUUCAAUGUAAUCUCCUUUUAAAAAUAUUUAACAUGAUGAUGCACAACAUACACAUGAUAGUCUAGUUCUAAGAUUAUUUUGCUGUGUCUUUUUAUAAACUUUUAUAUGUACUAACUUUUUAUUACGCUCCAUUAAUUUAACAAGCUUUAUACAUCUGAAAUCAUUUGACUGUAUUUUUUAAGUGAAUAAACACUUAAAAGGAGGGUGUUUUAGAACUCAGCAAUAGAGUUCUUCUCCUGCUGAAAAUGUAAAGUUUUUCAGAGAUCCAUAAAUGUGCCUGCAAAAUUUGAAAAUCACCUUAUUGGAGCAUGCAAAAACCUAGGUUUGCACAUACAAGUAUUUGCACUUGCUAAAUGUACAAUCACUAUUAUUUAGCACUUCUCUUACAACGGAACACCCACACCUAAUCAGAAAUAUGUUUCAAUUCAUAAUAAAUACUUGACAAAUCUGUGCUGAGUGAUAGUUCUUUGACCUGAAAAGUUCAUAUGACAUUAUUUCUACAAAUGAAUGUGCUUGAAAAUUCUGUAGGUGUUAAAAUAUGAUUUAUGUGUUACUCAGACAGUGAGGUGACUUUUGGACUAAGCUCAUGUAGUAUGCGUUAGACCAUCCAAAAUAUGGAUAAAAUGUAGUAUAUAUGACAGGAGUAUUAAUGCAUAUUUUGAUGGGAAAUAUUCUCUCGUAUUCACACCAGUGGAGAUUUAGUUUAACCCUUUGCUUGAGAUUCACUUUCAUCUAGCUUCUGAGGCUUGCCAGUCUAAACUGAGCUCCCUGGUGUCAGAAAACAGCUAAAUCAUGGCACAGAGCAGACCCCAGAGCUAAGAAAGACAAAGGAAAAUGAGGCAGUAGGCACAAAGCUGUUCGAUGCAACUGCCAGUGCUCUGAAAUGGAAACCUUCCUUUCGAAACAUAAUAAUUACAAUAGUCAUAUCAUUUGUCCUUUCUUUCUGUACUGUAAAACAGGACAAAAGAAGCAUGUCACUGAAAAAGCAUCAGCAUUAGGCAUAGGAGAUAAUUGAGGUGCUGAUCAGAGCCAUUUGCCAUUUCCAAGGCAAAUAAUAACUUCAUUCCAAAAAGUAUCUUUUGUUUACUCAUCCAAAUGAAUAAACAUCUCCUGCACAAUUCCCCUUUUCCUUAACUCCAGCUGGAAACUGGCAAAUUUUAACAGCAUGCAGGAAACCAAGAGCUAGAAAUCUAAGAGAAAGUGAAGUUGGAGGUGGGAUUUAAAAUAUCACAGGGGAAUCUGGUCAGGGAAAUGGAACUAACACCUUCAAUCUUGUGCUGAGUGCUAGGGGAUGCUUGAUGAUAACAGGUGCUCAGGGCUGUGAUUUUAUGUUUUAUCUGAUAGUACCUCUACAGUGUUGCUGUUGCUGGGAAACCUCUUUACUGGUGCAGAGAGGAGAAUGCCUCUGGUAUUGCUAUGUAAAUUUUUUCCUCACAAGUAUAGACUGUAACUCUUAUGUCACAUGUGACUCAGUCCUCUGGAAGGGCAGAAAGCAUGUUAAAUUUGCAGAACAAGAAAAAUCAAUUAAAGUUUGGCACUGUGUCAUCAUGAGGACUAUUCACUUUGCUGAUACUAAGGACAAGUGUUGGUGCCUUACUGUUCCAAGGGAGGACAUUUCCCACAGCACUCUGUAUGUCUAAGCCUGUGUUGCCGUAUCAACAUUGUCAAAAUAUAACUAAUACAUAUAAAUACAGGUUAUAUAGGUUACCAGAACACCAAAGCUCUCUCCUGUGGGAAAGGCAUGAUGAAACAUAAGACAGUGUGCUCUGGAAUUUGGAUCCGCAGGAAGUCACAUAACUGCUGUGAUGAAAGUGGAGCUGCUCUGUAAUAAUUUAUGAAUACAAUAUGUUGCCUUGGCUAUUGGUCUUGAAUUGAGUUCACAAAGUAGACUUUGGAGAAAAACAGAACAGGCAGCAGAUCUUUGACAAGGGGACAACCUCUCAAAAGAAAGUGAACUUUACAAAAUGUUAAUGUCCAUCUUAGUGUUCUGGGAGAAUCUACUGAUGAUAGAGCCACUCUGAAAAAUGCAUCUCAACUAAGAUGUUGAAAUCUCAAGCAGGCAUCAGGAAAAAAGCAUAGGAAAGACCAAGAGAUCUGAUUGAGAAAGGACAUGAUUUAUGACUGAGCAGGCUGGGAAUGCAAGCUACUGCUGUAGUUUACAGAGAAAAUAAGCUUGGUUACUCUGCCUCUAAUGGAUAGGAAAGCUUGAGGCAGGACAGAUACGCAUAUAGAUUGUCAUUUUCAAAUCCAUUUAUUUAAAAUAUUUAAGUUUGCAUAUUUAAGCUUAAAUAUUUAAAUACCAUUCUAUUUUUAAUGAAGCGGAGUAUUCACAGACUCCCUGAAAGAAAAGUUGCAAAUCCAUUCAGACUCCUGGGCUGGCACAGUUAUGAGAGAGACAGCAAAAAGAAAGGAGAAUUGUGAAAUCCUACCUCUCCCCUGGAUAGGUGUAGUCAGGAAGACUGGUAGAAAAAGAGAACUGAAGACAGACCAAGGAAAGGACAAGGCCACAGCUAUCUCAUGACAACUUCAGGGUUCACAUAGUCAUUUAUUAGACAGAGCAUAACAAGAGUGCCAGAAGCAUGUUUUCAUGGCAGCAACAUACCCUUUAUACAGUUUUUCUCUCCCUCAAAAUACAAGCAUAUAAGUGGUUUUGAGACAUUCCUUUUAAGUAGUUCAGGAUCUUUUCACACCUUAGAAAUUCAAACCCCUGAAGUAAAGCAAAUCUAUCUGUGCAUCUACUCAUGAAAAAAAAAAAAACCAACAAAAAACAGGAAAUCAAAACUUUCUGUAAAAUCAAUAAAGCUCUAGAAUAUGCUUAAGGUUGCUUUCUGGUGUAGAAUAAUUGUAUAGAUUUAAGAUCUGAUGUCUUGAGACCUCUUAGGCUAAAAAUGAAAGGCUGGUUUUCCAAUUAUAAAGCAAUAUUUUCUGACAGGUGUAGAAUUCCUAGUUGCCUGCCCCUGUGUGAUUUUGAAUAUCAGAAAUGUUCUGACAAAUGCUUGUCAACAUAACAGACAGACAUUUUAGGCACUUAAGAUUAGCAUUGCCAGAAAAGAAUCUGUUUUUUUGGGACAGUUUCUAGGUUAAUUUCGGGGGACAAGAGAUUGUAGGUUGUUCCCUGUUCUCGUGAAGCAGAUACAUUUCCAUAAAUACAGUCCGCUGGAGGAGAGAGAUAAAGAGUGGGGUUGCUUUUUUCAAUAUGCUAUGAGUUGAGACUGAUAAUAGUUUCACAAGUGAAGAGGACUGAACAGGAAGACAUUUAAAACCUUUUGUGACAAUUGAGUCAUGAACAGGAGAGAAGAGAGAAGGGGAAAAGCCUAUUGAGUAUGUAAAGAGCCCUUUAGGAAAAAAAACCCAAAACCCUGUUGAAAAGUGGAAAAUAUAAAAAGGGGUUGAAUAGGGAGUCUUUUCAAAGACAAACAUGUAUGUGUAGCAAACAUUUCAAAAAAAGGGGGAUUUUUAAUGUAAUUCUCCUAAUUUAUAUCUUGUAUGGCCAUUUGCAACCUCGCAAGGUUAGUGGGAGCCAUGCUAUAGAACAUGAGUCAGUUAUUAAAAUAAAACCAGCCCCCCACACCACAGAUCAUGAUCACAGAGGAUUCACUGUGCAAAGAGCACUAGUGAAUGUGGAUGUGCUCAUGGCACAUCCUUCCUCCCUGAUCUUUUUCUUUCAGCAUAAUUGAGGCAAAAAAGGGAUGCUGCUAGCAUGCACUAAACACAUCCUCUCUACAUGUUGUAAUGGCCCCCUUUUUUAUUUGCACCUGGCAAAGGUUGGAAAAUCUCCAGUAGGUGAAAAAUAAUUUUUAUAUAAUGUCACCUCUUCACAUUAUCAAAGCUUCUGACAAUCAGUACUUGAAUUACCAAUAGAAAACACCUCUGAAAAUGCUGCUGUUGUACACAAGGUACUGGCUUUGUUUUCAAGUCAAGCCUAAACUAAUACCACACAAUGAUGGACGAGUUGUUGGGCCGUUGCAGGUGCUAAUUCUCUGGUGACUCAAAAAAAUGAAGUCAUAAUUACGGUAUAUUUCCCACCUAAUACCCCACGGGCCUUUGUGUAUGAAUAGAGUCCUGGAACUGAUGUCUCAGACAAAUCCCAUCUCCUCCUGUUCUUCCUAUUCAUGGAGGUUCAGCUGAAUAAUGAAUUCUUAUUCCUUUGUCCCAAAUUGUCAUAUAGUGCUGGGUGUACUGUGAAUGUUUUGUCCUGGGAGUGGCUGCCUCUUAUUGAAAAUCACAGUGACCAAUAGAGGACCAUUACUGCCCUCACCACAGAUUUCUGAGGCUUAAUUGUGUAAUAAUAGUUAUGAGGGAAAUGACUGCAUAGCUGAACAAGACAGAGAAUUGCCAGCUGUAAUUAUUUUUGUCAAAUGGGUGUGUGUGUAUCUUUCUUCUUUAUGUAAAUGGAGAAUUGGCUACCCAGAAAAUUAAAUAGGAAAUUUUGUGGACUCUCCAAAGAGCACUUCACACUGUUACAUUUAUUCCUUUCAACCUUUAUGUACUCUAAGUGUUUAAUGAUCUUAAUUAUCCUUAUAGCACAAGAACCUGAUUCAUUUAUUUAAACCUACAACCUUUUCAGUUCUUAGUCCACAAAGGUAACUUUGGGCUAGAAAAUCAAAACCCCUAACAAAAAAAAUAUAGCUUUAUCUUAGCCAACAACUGAAUCUUCACAGCUGGACUUUUUCUGUGUUACUCUGAAAGGGAGCCUGGCACUAUUGCACUUUAGCUACUUACCAGUAGCAGACAAACAAUUGUAGGUCAUAACCAGGUUUCAGAAAAGUUCUAAGGAUUAACCCCUAAAAUCCUGGGUCUGAUUCUGCACGCCCUCCAGACCCAGGGCAGCCCAUGAAGUUGAAGAGGGCUUGAUGAUGAGCAAUCUGUCCUGAGAAAAGAGAUUUCAUUCAACUAUACCAACACAUCUUCUAGAUUUUUCUUGCCUUGUUUUAUGCACUGUUGUUAAAAAUGGACUUUUUCUUAAGACAGAACUUUAUAAUUUAAUCUCUAGCAGGGCAAAAUGUGGUACUAAAGUACCAAUCUACUCAUGCACUGACCAUAGUAUUGAUGCAAAAAAAUUAAAAAGCCUUUUAGCAAAAGUAUCUGUGGCAGCAAAACAUAAAGAUGCUGACACAUAGAUAUUUUGCUUUUUAUGUGACUUUUUCUUAACAGAAUUAGAAUACUCCAGCUCCAAUUUUGGGCUAUCUCAAGAAAAACACAAAAUGGUAAAUGUAUUUAAUGUAGUUUUAAUAUUUAUUAAACUAAUAUAGCACAUAAAAGGAAUUCAAUUCAGCCUCUUAAGGUGUAGUAUUAACAAUACAUAUUUAUAUAUUUUGCAUUGCUGCAAAAGCUUACUAAAAUCUAUUCAUGACCUUAUUUCCAAUAUACA